AUGGACAGCGAGGGAUUGAUUACAACAUCCUACUCGACUGAGGACAAAGGUCCUGGCAUCAUAGCGGCAGUAUGCAUCAUCGUCGGCAUCAGCACUCUCUUUGUCGCCAGUCGUCUAUUCGUCCGCAUCAAAAUCCUUGGCCAAACCCAUCUAGACGAUUACCUCACUGUUGUAUCUUUGCUUCUCAGCUACGCGACGGUAGCUCUAGAAAUCUGGGCCAUUCGCUGCGGUAAUGGUCGACAUGCCGACACACUUUCCCAAGAACAGCAGUCCGCCGCAAUCCUAUCCACGAUAUCAGGGUUUCCUCCGAAUGUCCUCGCAUAUACCGUACCCAAAUUUGCCGUCGUGGCUCUACUCGUCAGAAUUUUGAACCCUGGAAGGAUACACCAAGUCUUGCUCUGGUGCAUGGCGACGGGCUGUUUGGUGCUAGUGUCCCUUUGCAUAAUCAUACUAUUUGCCCAGUGUACGCCAACCCGCGCCCAAUGGGACUUCACUGUAACGGAAAAGAGCUGUUGGAGUCCGUGGGUUCUAGUCAAUGUUGCUAUUCUGACAGGAGCGUAUUCUGCGGCGCUCGAUUUAUAUCUUGCAGUUUAUCCUGCUACGGUUUUGAUGAGGCUUCAGAUGAACAUCAAGAAGAAGAUUAUUCUCAGCGUUGCUCUCGGGAUUGGAUCCAUUUCCUGCUUCAUCUCCAUCUAUAAGUGUACACGACUACCGUCUCUGGCCAGCAAAGACUUCACGUGUAAAGAUUGCUUGCCCGCCAGUCCCGCUCCAGCUAACGAUAAUGCAGAUGACAGCGCUGAGCUUGUUGUGUGGACAAUUGUGGAGGGCAAUACUCUGAUCAUCGCCGCCUGCAUACCCAUCCUUGGACCUCUUGUGGAACUCGCUUUGGGGCGCCGUGUUCUAAGUUCAACCGACCGCAAAUAUCAGAAGCAAAGCGACACGCUGGGGUUGCAGUCAGGUGGUAUUGAGAUGAACGGCUCUCGGUCAGUGCUACGGAACGGAAACAUCGUCGGCAAGACUUGCACCACCAUUGGUUCACGAAUUGACAGAGCAGAUGCAAGCAGUCAGGAGAGUAUUAUGGGGGCAGAGUCUGGGGCAAGUCCGAGAGUGGCCGGGAUUAUGAGAAGACAGGAUAUCACGGUGUCGUACGAGGGGGGUGGGAUGGCUGAUAAAUAA
This is a messenger RNA of Colletotrichum orchidophilum, 1176 nucleotides long. RefSeq lists its product as uncharacterized. Lineage: Eukaryota; Fungi; Ascomycota; Sordariomycetes; Glomerellales; Glomerellaceae. The coding region runs from base 1 to 1176 and encodes 391 amino acids. The record is from RefSeq and is a predicted model, not a curated record. The transcript has 5 exons.